This is a messenger RNA of Ustilago hordei, 1347 nucleotides long. RefSeq lists its product as uncharacterized. The record is from RefSeq and is a predicted model, not a curated record. Gene Ontology annotation, cellular component: plasma membrane. The transcript has a single exon. Gene Ontology annotation, molecular function: sulfite transmembrane transporter activity. NCBI's taxonomy places the organism in Eukaryota, Fungi, Basidiomycota, Ustilaginomycetes, Ustilaginales, Ustilaginaceae. The coding region runs from base 1 to 1347 and encodes 448 amino acids. Gene Ontology annotation, biological process: transmembrane transport; sulfite transmembrane transport.
AUGGGAACCGGUAUUGUUAGUGUUCUUCUGCACCAGCUUCCAUAUCAAUUCACAGGACUUGGUGUGAUAUCGAACGUCAUCUUCGGCUUCAACGUUCUGCUAUUUCUGCUCUUUCUCGGCAUCAGCAUCGCACGCUACGUCAUCUGGCCACAGCUCUUCUGGAUCAUGCUCUUCCACCCAACGCAGUCGCUGUUCCUCGGCACUUUCGUGAUGGGUAUGACCACUCUGAUCUCCAUGUGCGCCAUCUCAGCUGCUCCAGCGUGGGGCGGAGGAUUCAUCACCUUUACCUGGGUCUUCUGGUGGAUCAACGCCGCCCUUGCGCUCGUCGUCUGCGUCGGCUUACCCUUCGUCCAGUUCACUCGUCACGUCCAGUCACUCGACAAGAUCACCGCAGUCUGGAUGCUUCCCGUGGUCAGCACCAUCGUCUGCUCAGCAACAGGCGGUCUUGUAGCUGAGAUCCUCUCACCAGCACACGCUCGCCUCACCUUGUUCGCAUGCUACGUCUUAUGGGGCACAGGUUUCGGCAUGGCCUUCCUUCUCAUGUCGCUCUACUAUGCUCGACAGGCCAUCUACAAGAUCCCACCAGCUCAAGUUAUCACUUCGGCUUUCCUACCAAUCGGCCCGUGCGGUCAAGGUGCGUUUGGUUUGCUACAGUUCGCUUCAGUUCUCUACGACCUCUAUCAAAAGGACGGCACAGCGUUAGUUAGCCCCAAAGUAAGUGAUGCCGAAACCGCUCGUAUCAUGGCUACUGCCAUCUACGUUGUCAGUGUACCCAUCGCACUUGUCAUCUGGGGCCUCGGUCUAGUCUGGCUCAUUCUAGCAGUAUCUAGUAUGGUCGAUCUGUGGCUCGUCUCUAAGCUCACCUUCAAUCUGGGUUGGUUCGCAUUGGUCUUCCCUAUCGGAACAAUGGCUGCAGCUGCGAUCAAGUUCGGAGCAAUGCUAGAUUCAGGUGGAUUCAGGGUGAUUGGUACGGUGCUAGCGUUGAUAGUAUUGCUGCUUUGGAUCUUUGUUUCGGUCAUGACGAUGGCUAAGGCUUUCAGAGGGGACAUCUUUUUUUCGCCUUGUCUUGCGGAGAUGUGCGAUGAGAGAGGCGAGCCUCCCAACUACGUCGCUCCUGCGCGAAAAUAUCAAUAUCAGGCGAGGCCGACGACGAAUAACACUUUCGAUGGCAAUCAUGAAGAUGCGGACGCCGACAGAGCUGCUUCGAGGAGCAGAAGCAGGUUCAGGGGAAGAUUGGGAGGAGAAAUGGCUCUGUCGAGAGCGAGAAAGUGGAUCGCUGCGACGGCUUCGAGUUCUACUUCGCCUGCUGGUAGGUCGAGGAGCCGUGGUAGGAGAGCUAAUUCAUAG